CUCGGCUCAUCGUCCACCAAAACCAGACGACAUCUUCAACUCUCUUCGUUGCCUGGCAACCAGGGUUCGAUGGUGGGUUUCAACAGACGUUCAAUUUGGAAUACUGUACCAACGACACAAAGGCAAAGGAAGACGAGUGUGGUGUUUUCACCAACUUGACAAAGUCAUCUUUCAGACUUAACGGACUGAAUACUUUCACCUGGUACCGGUUGACACUGUGGGCAGAGAACAGCGCAGGGAAUAGCAGCACGGUGACAAUAGUGGCUUCAACAGCUCCACUGCAACCAGAGAACUAUGGCGUAAGCGUUACUUGGGUCAAGGAGGGACAAGUAUUUCAAAUAUCAAAAGCAAAUCAGUCGUUGGGUGAAGUCUGCUUCGUUCGGAAGACCUCCGUAGAGAGUUGUGCUCGACUGGAUGAAUCAAAGUGCAUUGACCCCGGGACAGAGAUCAGCAUUGACCCGGAUGAUGACGUAGUUGUAGUGACCUAUGGGAGAGGGUUGUGUAGUGAACCAGCCGAUAUAAACGUUCAACCUGGUCAGAAAGUUCAACCAAAAGAGCGAGAAACUCCUCACAUGAUAAUUGCUAUUGGUGUGAUUGCUUCAAUCAGUGUCAUCAUAGUAAUCUCACUUGGUCUGAUGUACUUUUAUGGACUGAUGUGCUGUACCAAAUGGAAGAAAGAUAACGGUGAUCAAGCAGAAGGCAGAACGGUGGAUGAGGAUGGCUUGGUAUACAUCUCAGUGGCUCAUAACCGCACUCAUCCCCCUAACGCCCCACCUAUACAGACAGAGGAACCAACCAUCUACGCCUCCCUCAACAAAGACGCCACGAAACAUCGCAAGGGAGAGAUAAAAUACUCGGACACAAAUGCAACAACCCCCGACGGCCAACCAAUGUACGGGAACUACUUAGUCAAACAGAGGAAGCAAGAACAGGCCCGAAUGCCACCACCGGUACAGGCGGAUGAUGCAUCCUAUAGAGCCGAAGGAAACAGAAGAUCGGAAGGAGCUAUCGGACCGACUAUGCCAGACGGCCAACCAAUGUAUGGUAACUACUUGGUCAAAAUGAGAAAAGAACAGGAAAGGGCUGAGCAGGAAAGGGCUGAACAGAUGGCUGGCACCUAUAAUUUCUUCGAAAUGUACAGUAUUUAGCUCUCAAUAUGAAAUGAAAUUUACACAAUUUUAUGCGUUGCCAAUUGAUGGCUUAGAAAGUUGAGAAUGUAAUACUCUCCAGAAUGUUUAAUGUUCUCUAGAUUAAGACCUCUGAAUACCACCUAAAAUAAUCAAGGCACCUGCUAAUGUGAAAGAGAAUUUGUCAUCGAAUUUUGGCAGUGGAUUGAACUAUAUAAAAGAGCUCAACUUGUAAAUGACAGUUACUAAAAGUCUAUUAGGUUUUACAGAGAAAACAAUAUCGGAUGUAGGAAUAUUAGAAUUCUUAUAACAUCAUCAACCUACUUUUUCUAACCUUUACUGGUUACAAAUAUGUUUAGAAUUAUAGAAUUUUACAUAUAUUAUUUCACUUUUGUAAAUAGCAAUUUCUUAAUACACAAUAAAUACAAAAACUAGUACACAAUUUAUUUCGUUUUCAAUAAGGUUUUAAUAACUAUCUAAUGAUAAUCUAUAUAAAUUUUCAUCCGAAGGAGCUAACAGGUAAAUGUAGCAAUAAAUGUAUAUAUAUUAUUUACAUCUUGAUUAUACAUAUCUACAAGUGAAGUAGUUGAUGGCAUUCUUUUUCACACAGCUAAUGUUUAUUAUAGCCAAUAUUUGUCAGACAUUAAUGUUAAAGUAUUUCUGAGUAUUGUUGCAUAUAAGUAAAGUAUUGUGCCAAUUACAGUUCACGCUAUAAACAGUUUAUUUGCUUAAUUUCAUUUUACCCUCAACCAUCAGUUGCAUUCUUUUCAAAAGUGAGUCAAAUUCAUGUUUUUUUUCAAAUAUAGUACUAUGAAAUUAUAUUGAUUACAAAUGAAGUAUGUGAAUUAACAAAAAAGCAAAUAUUAUUGGCUAAAAUUUAUAAUGAAAAUUGUAAUAUUUUAUGCAUGUGCAAAUUGAUCAUGAAAAAAAAAUUAAGAAGUUUUUACCCUAAAUCAGCAGUGUUCUUGUUAAAAGUGAUUCAACUUCAUAAUUUAUUUUAAACAUAGUACUAUGAAAUGAUAUAAAUUACAAAUUAAAUAUACAUGUCAAUUUAC
Molecule: messenger RNA, 2182 nt
Organism: Lytechinus pictus (painted urchin)
Lineage: Eukaryota; Metazoa; Echinodermata; Echinoidea; Temnopleuroida; Toxopneustidae
Exons: 6
Coding region: 573-1148 (191 amino acids)
Source: RefSeq, a predicted model, not a curated record